GUGCUCCUGCGUGUACGUCUCCUCCAGGAGCAUUUGUCUUCCUUGUCGUGCUCCUAUAGAUGGCCGUGCACCAUGGCGGGGAUGCGAGGAUGACUAGGAGCACGGCGAGCAAGACGACCGAGACGAACCUGCCACCGUCGCCGAGCACCGUGAGGUCCACCUAGUCGUCGUCGUUCGAGCCGCAUCGUCCCUGGUGGCUGCGCGGCCGUCCUCCUCGUCGGUGGUCGCGCGGUCGUCCGUCCAGCCGGCAGCAGACGCGCGUGCUCUUCUCCUCCUUUCGAUGAGCUGUCGUGCCUGCGUCCCCGGUGGCUGCGCGCCCGUCCUCCUCAUCGGUGGUCGCGCGGUCGUCCGUCCAGCCGGCAGCAGACGCGCGUGCUCUUCUCCUCCUUCCGAUGAGAAGUCGUGCUUGCGUCCUCGGUGGCUACGCGCCCGUCCCUGGUGGCUGCGCGCCCGUCCUCCUCGUCGGUGGUCGCGCGGUCGUCCUCCUCGCCGGAGAUCUGGCACGCGUGCGACAGCACAGGGUCGGCGAACACGGAUAGCGGACGCACAGUAGCCUUCCAGGUUUAGCGGCUCCGGAAGCCGACCUCUAUUUUAGCGUUUGUUUUAGCGGAUGUUGUUGGAGGCUUACAGGACGGUGACUUCCGCUACAAAUAGGGUACAGACUCAUUCACGCCGCUGUGUUCCUGCCUUCCUGGUGGCCACGGGAAUCCAGGCCUUACAAGCCGCAGCGCAGGGUCGGCGACGGCGAGGGACAGCGGGUGGCGCCGCGGCGGCGUCGGGGGCUCGGGGCGAGGUCUCGCGAGAUGCAGGGCGAGGGCUGGCGCCUGGCGACUGGCGACGGGGGUCGGGCUGUCCGGGAGUCGGGAGAUGGAGAUGGGAGCCGGAGUUGGGCCUCGUUAAAUUUUUUCACAAUUUUAGGUAUGGCCCUCCGCCCCUGUGCCCAGAUGGUUCAGAGCAUGGUGUGCCUCACUCAUUCUGGUCUUGAUUCUAGAGUUUGAGGUGCAGCAAUAUAGUGAGCAGUCAAUCGUGAUAUGUGUAUGGGCAAUUACAGGAAGUGUACAAGUGGCUGUGUCGGUAAUUCUCGAGGUAUUGCCUCCCACAACCACAGCUGAGGCAUUCCGCUCAAGCCUUCUAUCAGUUUAAUUGUAGUGGACUGUGUAAAGAUUGAAGAGCAAGGAGCCAUGCUG
This is a messenger RNA of Zea mays, 1187 nucleotides long. RefSeq lists its product as uncharacterized. The record is from RefSeq and is marked predicted. The transcript has a single exon. Bases 611 to 985 code for a protein of 124 amino acids. Lineage: Eukaryota; Viridiplantae; Streptophyta; Magnoliopsida; Poales; Poaceae.